CAGCAGUAUGACAGUUGAUUUCAGUUGAUUUGUGGUAGUGAUGUUGACGUGACGUGAUAUAUUACAUAUCGCAAUAGAGAUCUAAUGCUCGGCUCAUAAUUAAUAUAAAAGUUGCAUCCAUUGUUAAUAAUUGUGAUUCCAAUCGUCAAUAUCAGUUGUCAAUUUGGAGAUCACAGCAGGAAAAAAAAUUAGAGCAGACUGGAAAAAUGCGCAAGUAAAUCCAAGCCUAUAGGAUAAAUUAAAACAGUAUUUACAUACCAACAACUCAAGGAUUUUCAAUUGACAAUUGACAAUUGACAUUUACGGCAACGCAUUAAAAACGUCGUCGAGUCAUCGAGUCGUCGAGUUGUGGAUUGUCGUGGAUGUAGACACUCUUAAAAACCACAUGAGUCAUAUGAUAACAGUUUAUUUAUUAUAAUAUAAUAUCGCCAGUAUCAUAAUACUAUUAAAGUAUUGUCUGCUAAGUGGAUUACUCGCCUCAGAUAUUUAUUUCAAUAAUUUUCAGUAUUUGAGUAAUAAAUAACUAAAAAUAUGUCGUUUUUUGGAGUAAACGUCAAUCCGUUUUCGACUCCUGUGGGUCAAAAAAUAGAGCAAGCUACGGACGGUAGUUUACCCAGCGAAAACUGGGCUCUUAAUAUGGAGAUAUGCGACAUUAUUAAUGAAACAGAAGACGGCCCGCGAGACGCGAUUAAAGCUAUUAAAAAACGCCUCGGUCAAGCUGCUGGAAAAAAUUAUACUGUGGUUUUAUACACACUUACUGUUUUAGAAACAUGCGUUAAAAACUGUGGAAAACGUUUUCACACACUAGCUUGUUCACGUGAGUUUAUAUUGGAGCUUGUAAAGAUGAUUGGACCAAAAAAUGAACCACCAACAGCUGUUCAGGAAAAAGUAUUAAGUUUAAUUCAGACAUGGGCUGAUACUUUUCGUCAUCAACCUCAUACGCAAGGUGUUGUCCAAGUUUACCAGGAAUUGAAGGCUAAAGGAAUGCAAUUUCCAAUGACUGAUUUAGAUGCCAUGGCUCCUAUUAUUACACCAGAACGGAGUGUACCGGAAGUAACGUCCAGUCCCAGCAUUACCCAAGGAAACGAGCGUAUAAGUGUUGCUGGAUGUGAUGCAACUGCUCUACAACAUCAAGCGCAAAUUCAAGCAUUGCAGCCUGUUCAAUUGUCAGAUCAAUUGAUAGCAAAAUUACGAAGUGAGCUUGAGAUUGUCCAGGGCAAUAUGCGUGUCCUUGCUGAAAUGCUUCAUCACUUUACAAACCCAGAGCAACAGAAGCCUCUGCAGAUCGUUGAAACUCGCCCCGACCCUGCGGAUUUGGAGCUAAUGCAGCAGCUUUAUGCGACUUGUAAAGCAAUGCAAGAGCGAGUCGUUGAUUUAAUCGGUCGUCUUGUCGACGAUGAAAUGACUGCUGAGUUAUUGCGUAUAAAUGACGAGUUAAAUAAUCUGUUUUUGAGAUACUCGCGUUAUACAAAAAAUAAAACAGUCCCAGCGGCAAGUGCAAUUCUCGCCCAGACAUUAGGCCCGCCAAGUCAAGUACCGCAUAAGCGGCAAGAACAAUCACUUAUUGAUCUUGACGAGGACUCUGUUAAUGCAUUAGAGGGUGCUAUAGGAGAAAUAGGUAUUUCUGAUAUGGCUGAUGGUCGAGACAAGGGAGUGCCUUCUAAAAAUAAACGAGAAGAUUUAUUAGAAAGUGAUGAAUUUGAUAUGUUUGCCCAGUCUCGGAAUGCUACUUAUGAGUCAACAAAAAAUGCCGGAAGUAAAUACGAAGAUAAUAUCGAAGAUUUGAGCGGUAAUGGAAGUCUAAGUUCAGCAAUUUUAAGUCGUGGGUCUAGUUUAACACAACCAACGGCAAUCGGAGUUGCUGGAGCUGGAGCUGGAGCUGGUGCUGGUGCUGGUGCUGGAAGAAUUGCCUCAAAUCGAGAAUCUGAUUUCAAUGAAAUGGCAGCGUGGCUUGACGAGAGCGCGACUCCAAAAGAACAGGGCGACCAAGAGUCACUAACAUCUUCGGAAUUUGAAAGAUUUUUAGCCGAACGGGCAGCUGCUGCAGAGGCUUUGCCCAAUUUACCUACAGUUACCACCGCGCCCAGCACAACGACAUCGGGGACUAACAUUCAGCGACAGAUAAACAAAGAUCAAGACAAAUCACUAUUUGCACUCUGAAUUGAUUAUUGUUGUUGUUAUUAUUAUUAUUAUUAUUAUUCUUUAAGUUAUUCGUGAUAAUGAUAACCGAGACAAAAAUCAAUUUACAUCAUAAUCUCUUAACUUAACACAUAAUUAAGAUAUCGAAUAUCGUUGCUUUGCUUUUACGUACUUACUUUAAAUGAAUCAACUAAAUUCAUUCAAUGAUC
Cotesia glomerata is the source of this 2348-nucleotide messenger RNA. Its product is annotated as TOM1-like protein 2. Gene Ontology annotation, biological process: signal transduction. Gene Ontology annotation, cellular component: endosome; membrane. The transcript is spliced from 9 exons. Lineage: Eukaryota; Metazoa; Arthropoda; Insecta; Hymenoptera; Braconidae. Gene Ontology annotation, molecular function: phosphatidylinositol binding; clathrin binding; ubiquitin binding. The coding region runs from base 532 to 2160 and encodes 542 amino acids. The record is from RefSeq and is a predicted model, not a curated record.